Messenger RNA from Plenodomus lingam JN3, 156 nucleotides. The record is from RefSeq and is a predicted model, not a curated record. Lineage: Eukaryota; Fungi; Ascomycota; Dothideomycetes; Pleosporales; Leptosphaeriaceae.
AUGAGUGACAGCAACAGUGGCAGCAAAACACCGUACAUGUACGAAACGCAAACUUCGUGCAUGGUGCCGUACGGUAUGUACGAGUCAAAGCGCUCGACUAGGGAUGCGGAUUGGAUUGCAGACUUUGUUCGAAUUGCAUUCCCCGUUGGCGGGUAA